This is a messenger RNA of Zychaea mexicana, 948 nucleotides long. RefSeq lists its product as uncharacterized. NCBI's taxonomy places the organism in Eukaryota, Fungi, Mucoromycota, Mucoromycetes, Mucorales, Lichtheimiaceae. The record is from RefSeq and is a predicted model, not a curated record. The transcript is spliced from 3 exons. The coding region runs from base 285 to 923 and encodes 212 amino acids.
UAUCAUCAUUAUCAUCAUCAUCAUCAUCGCUAUUACCAGCACCGCCGCCGCCGCCGCCCACAGCCCGGGAAAUUCAAUCCAGUGACUACAACAAGCUUAGGGACAUUUUGUUCCAGACUCUGGGGCAACUGCCAUCCAAAGAAGCGUUUGCCACAUGUCAACGGAUAUCUGCAAAGACGCCGGUGUUCCGUGCAGAACAAGCAUCGGCUAACUUUUGCCUGUGGACAAGCACGACGGCUAGCACGCCAUCCAACAAGGACACGCCAUCGUUCGGACCCUUCAUUAUGUUGUUGGAAAAAAUAAUGACUUGUGUUUCGGAACGGGACGAAAACAAGGCGAUUGAAGCACUGCACUUGGCCAUGACAUUGCUCCGCAAUCAGCCGGCGGUGCUGCAAUAUUACCAAGAAGCCACAACAACAACAACAACAACAACAAACAAGGAAGGGACGGAUGAUUGCACCUCUUCGAUAGCGUAUUUAUUGGCCGGGGUAUUGCAACGAACGGCUGCAAGCAGUUUGAUCCGGUUAUCGUCGGUUGCCGAUAGAGCGUUUGUGGAGUUACUCUCGGUAUUAUCUGAUAAAGAGAAACUACAGAUCAUAGGGUCGCUGCUAAGGGAAUGGCUGGAAAACAAUGAACAAAAGUCCGCCGUCCGUGCCUUGUUCGUGUGCCUGAGCAAGGCGGUCGCAUCCAAUGUCUCUCGAGCGACGCUGGAAGCAACCCUGGACCCCACGAUCUUGAUAAAGGGCUACAAUCAUACAGAACUGGUGGUGCGACGGGCAUGUGUGCAGGCCAUUGUGGAGAUGUAUAAAAUAUUAGGAGAAGGGUUUCUAAUGACUUAUCUGGCGCCAUCACUACGGAUCGAUCAGGUCAGCCUUCUGCGGCAUUAUAUUGGUUGCAGCAGCAGCAGCAGCAGCAGCUCGUAGUAAAGCUAAUUUUUUUCUGUCAGCU